Molecule: messenger RNA, 4442 nt
Organism: Aethina tumida (small hive beetle)
Lineage: Eukaryota; Metazoa; Arthropoda; Insecta; Coleoptera; Nitidulidae
Gene: Rab19
Product: ras-related protein Rab-43
Exons: 3
Coding region: 103-765 (220 amino acids)
Cellular component (GO): trans-Golgi network
Molecular function (GO): GTP binding; GTPase activity
Source: RefSeq, a predicted model, not a curated record
GUCAGAAUCUAAAUAUAACCUAAAACGUAGAUUAAGUAUAAACCCAAAUAUCGAAAUGUAAAUAUUGUAGUUCGUACAUUUUAUUUUUAAUGUACAGUGAAUAUGACCACCAGAAAUCCUUCAACUUUGAUGACGAUCCCGAAUGAGGAAUCGUUUGAUUUCCUUUUUAAAAUUGUUUUAAUUGGCGACUGUGGCACAGGUAAAACUUGUGUUGUGCAGAGAUUCAAAAAUGGUACUUUUAUUGAAAGACAUGGCAAUACUAUUGGUGUAGAUUUUUCUAUGAAAACUGUUAUGGUAGAUGGUAAAAAAGUCAAGCUUCAAAUAUGGGACACAGCUGGUCAAGAAAGAUUCAGGACUAUUACUCAAAGUUAUUAUAGAUCAGCUAAUGGCGUUAUUAUUGUUUAUGAUAUAACUAAAAGAUCUUCUUUACUGUCAGUUGCAAGGUGGGUGGAAGAAGUUCGAAGAUAUUCUGGUAACUCAGUGCUACUGGCCCUAGUAGGCAACAAAGCAGAUUUAGAAACAUUGAGGGAAGUGGAAUUUGAAGAAGCAGAAACAAUGAGUCAAUACAUGCCAGAAGUCUUGUUUGUAUUGGAGGCCAGUGCGAAGGACAAUUCAAAUAUAGAAGAAGCAUUCAUGUGUCUGGCUACAGAACUGAAGAGAAGACAUGAUAAUGGUAUGUUGGAUCAAGAUGAUGAGGAUACAGUUAGAUUGGGAGAAAGUAGAAGUGUAACUAGAUGUAGUAGUUGUUCAAAAAAUUUCCUAUAAUCAAAGCCUAACAUAUCAACUAUUAGGUGGUGCCUUACAUGACAAGUAAUUAUUUAUAAAAUAUAUUUAAGCAUUAUUAAAAAAUUCAAAAUAAUAAGUGUAUUGUGUGAUAGAGAAUACUAUUGAGUAAUAAUCAAAUUGCACUUGCUGAUAUUAGGAAAGAUAAUCAAAUAUGGCAAAAAUCGGUUUAGCAAUAGUUAAAACAAAAUUUAUUUAUAUUUAAAAUUUGAUAAUUAUAUAUUGUUGAUUCAUUAAAUUUUUUAUAUUGUUUAUGUAUAAAUGCUACUAUAUGGUAUAAACUUAUCAAAAAUAUGUAAAACAAGAGUAAGUUGACUUGACUUGACUUGACUUGACUAACUUGUUGAUUUCAAAGCGCUCCGAAAAUUAAUAAAAUAAGAAAUAGCGGUAGUCCAAAAUAAUAUUAAAAAAUAAAUAUUUUUAUAUUUGAAAAUAAAAAAUACAGCCCAUAAAAAUAGUUCCAAACUAUAGAAGUUUCAAAUAUGUUUCAUCAAUCUAUUUUGUUGCUUUUUAGCAAAAAUUGGGCUUUAGAUUGUGGACAAAAUACCCAGUUUGAUAUAUAGUAUUUUAAGUUGAAAAAAAAUCUGCUUGUGUCCAUAAAUUUGUAAACUGUUAGACUCAUUUCUAUAAAGAAAAUAUACGUAACGUCAUAUUAAAUAAUAAUUUGAAUAAGUAUAUAGAAUAUAAACAUUAAGUAUUAUAUAUAAUACUCCACAAAAGUUUGAGAACAUUCAUAAUAAAUAGUUAAAAUUUAAAAAGAUACUACAAUAUAUUUUUAAAUCAAGGACGUCAUUAUUUUUUUCAUCAAGAGGGUGAAGGAAAAGACUGUUUUUCUCCAAAAAUAAUUUUAAGAAAAUUAAUAGUUAAAAAUAUGCAUUACAAAUAAAAGUAUGGGAACAAAACGUGUUUUUAAAUCCAAAUGAAUUUGUUUAAUAAAUUGUGGCAAAACUUUUUGCUUGUAUUACAGGUACAUAUAUCUUGUCACUUCAAUUUUAUAGUACUGAAUAAAUCGUUGUUUUUAAUAUAAUGCAACCAAUCAUUUCCAUCAAUUUGUUUCCAUAAAAUUUUUCCAUUGGUUUGAGAUCAGGUGAAUGAGUUGGUCACUUCAUUACUGUGUUGUGUUAUCACUGUGUCCUCCUUCUACGUACACAUAUUUUAUGUACACACGUUGAUCCAUUAUUUGAUUAAAUCGCACUGUUGGAUCAGGCCUCGAGCUUGAUAAACAUCAACUCACCAUGAUUCCACCACCUCCAUGGUUACUGUUAGAAACUGAUAUUUAAACUGGACGUCUUAUAAUCCGUAGUUUCAAAUAUUAAAAAUUUGCUUUCGUCACUGAACAUUAUUGUAUUUCAUUUUGUAGUGGUCUGGGAAAGGUGUUCUCGAGCGAAAUUUAUUCUUUUCUAGCGAUUCUUAGUUGAAAUAAGUGGUUUCUUCACGAGUCGACGACCCAUUAACCCAUUUUCUUCUGAUUUGCGCCUUACAGUUCAGUAGGCCUGGAUUAAAAAUGGCUGUUUUGAAGAAAUUCAUUUGCAGAUGAAUUGCGCUUUGUAAAAUGUUCAGUGUACACUGUUUUCCUAAACGCAGUUUUUAGUGAACCAGUUUCUCUAUAUAUAAUAUUUUGGACACAGUUCUACGAUGUAUUUAAAAUAUUUAGAAUUAUCUAUUACUUUUUCACCCUUCUAAUACGUUUCAACAAUUUUGUUCUUUAAAUCAAAAUAUAAAAGUUUUGUUUUAGUUAUAAUGGUAAUUCAAGUACAUAAAUUUGUUAACAAUCACCAACGAAUGCAAUGAUGAUUGAGUAUUCAUAGAAAAAAACGUAUACCUAUUUGUUUCCAAAUUUUUGUGUUUUCAUAUAUUUGUAAAAGCGUAUAUAUAACAUUUUGAAGUAAAAUAAGCAUUUAAAAAUCUGAAACACAAUGUACAUGUUAAGUUUGUACUCUUAACAACAAUCCAAACUAUAAUAUAAUUUUUUAUUCGUGUUUCAAAACUUUUGUAGACUACUGUACUUAUUACAUUUUAAAAUUCUUUUUAAUAAGAAAAUAUUUAUUCGAUUAAAUUAUCGAUUCUAUUUUUUAUACAGACAUCUUUAAUGAAGAAAUAGGUAAAGUAGUAUCAGAAUGGCUUUGAGUUAGUUCAUUUUUGGAUGGUACAAGUUUUAAAUAUACUAUUUUUGGGCAUUUGUAUAUCCGAGAAAUUGCAAAACGUAUUUUUAUUUAUUCUACAAUUCCAUUUUAUUCAACUAAGUUACAUUGUUAAUAGCUUCAAAUCUCGAAUAUAUGGAAAAUUAAAAAAAAAUGAUCAAAAACUUUUUGACUAAAAUUAAAAUAUGUAUUGUUCAUAUUCUGAACUCGAUGUUUGGCUUAUUUUAUGUAAUAUAUCUUGUUUUACAUAUAAAAUUUAAUUUAGUUAACGAGAAAACAAGACUUCACAAUAAAUAAUUAACCAGUUCCAUCGACAAAAACUAUUCAGCAAUGUAAUGUUACACUUCAAUUCUCCCAUUUAAUAAAACGAAACCAGUGAUCUUAUGAAUGCUUCUUGUACUAUUUUAUUUUCAUUGAAUACUAAUAAUUCAUGUUUAAUUUUGUACCUGUAUGUAGUUGUCGUAAUAAUGUUUUAUUAGAAUAAUUAGGUGGAUACGUGUUUAACAAAGUGAGUUUUAUAUUUAUGAUAUUUCAAGAUAAGAUUCUCAUGAUUUUACAGUUUUAAGUAUAGCAUUCAGAAAUAUAUGGUGCACCAAAUUGUUGAGGUGAAUAUAGUUAAAACUCAUAUUCGAGAACAUUUAGAACGUGUUUUAGUUUUUAAAAUCGGUUCACGCGAUAAAUGUUCUACUCUUACUUAUGAAUCUACGUGCCUACGCUAACUGGUAACGAGUUAACCAGAGCUGUGGAUUUUAUUGACCUGUUGGUCUUUUAUGCCUUGAAUGUUCUGAGUUCAUUUAGUAAACCAGAUUUACUAUGCCUUUAGUUUAAGAAUCUAACAUUACUUAUGUAAAUUGUUGUGAUAUAUAUUUUUAUAUUAAACAAUGAGUUUUCUUUUAGAUUGCAUAAUAAAAAUGCAUUGAUGUAUUUGAUUGUGUUGUUGUGUAUGAACAGUUUUCACUGGAAAACACAUUGCUCAUUUUGAAGCUUAAAUUUCACACUUGCCUAUUUAACACUGACUGUAGUGUAGAAAUUAAGAGGGAGCAUAUCGCACAUUGUUUUAAAUUGUUUAACGUCUUUCUUCCUUAACAUUUCAUUGUUUAUGGUGCAAUAUGUUCGAGGUAGUGUAUCCGUCCUCUAUAUUUGUUUCAAAUGUUACUUAAUGGUUUCUUUGAUUAAAUUUUGUUAUUGUGCACAUUAACAUUAAUAAUAUUUACUACUCAAUUGUCAGUAUUAAUUUAUUAAAUUAAAUAUAUACACAAAUUAAUUUUACCUAAUUAUAGUUUUAAUGUUAUAAACAAUAAAUAUUGGAUCAAUUAUAGCUGAAAUAGCCUUAUUUUACAUUAGUGUUAAAUGUUCGAAUCUUGUAAAAUAAAGCUACCCAAAAUCAUGUAAUUAUGACAAUAUAUUACACAUAGAAAUAUAUUACUUAUAUAAUUCAUAUACACAGCAAUAUGUAUUCCAAAAUAAAAAUGAUUGUAAUUAACAUAUAACAAUGCCAAAUAUAAUAUUUACAGUUAA